AUGGCCUCCGGCGGCAGCCUCCACACGGGCACCCUCUUGUCGUAUGCCACCGAAAGCUACAAGGAAGACUUUUCCGUCAUGUUCAAGACCGGCCUAACGGCUGAGGCCGCUGUCGAGGCCAUCGGUUUGUCCACGGACUCCGCAAUGGUAGACGCGUACUGGCCGCCCGAAUGGCAGGUCGAGCACAACAUCUUCCAUUUCCCCGUCGUCUGCCAACCUAUCGUGGCCGCCUACAAUCUCGGCCCCGACGCGCUGCCCAACAACCAGACCCUGACACUCAGCGUGGGGGUGUUGGCCGACAUCUGGUCUGGCGCCAUUGUGUCCUGGAACGACUCGGCCAUCGCGCAGCUCAACCCCAACAUCACCCUGCCCGCCCAACCCAUCGUCUUGGUGUUUGCCAACGACAGGCGCGGCAGCAUCUCGGAUUCGUUCGCCAGCGCCCUGGCGCACUUCAAUCCGGCGUUCGCCAUGUCGGUGUACACCACCAACGAUUCGUUCGCCAGCCGGUGGUCCCAGUUCGGCACCAUCGGUGCGCGCUCCUAUGUCGUCGAUCCCAUUGAGCAGCAGCUGGGCCACGUUCUCCACGCCAACGCUUCGUCCUGCACGUGGAUGACCUAUGGACAGCAGAUGCUCGUCUGGACCCAACUCAACGAACAGGCCACCAGAACCAUCGAGGAGCAGGGCUACAUGCCCCUUCCUCUCCUCUACAAGCGGUUGGUCAUGGACUCGUUUGGUCUGCUGUCGUGCAAUGGCAAGCAGGUGUUCUCUACCAAGGUGGUGAUUGGCAAAGGCAACGAUUUCAAGAUCGGCCCCAUGUGGGCAAGCGCAUACCCUUUCGACUCCAACUUCCAGAUGACCUUGUACAGCGAGGUCAACGGCACUCAUGCCCUCUAUGAGUUGGCCUCCGUCAGCUACGACAUGAUUGACCAUCAAGAGGCCUCGCAGGUGAGGAAAAGGGACUCCUCUGAUCAGUUGAGCCUGCCGAUCGUCGCCUUUGCCAUUGGUGCCGCCUACAGCUUGCCGGAGGUGCUCAACCGUGGCUCGCUCCUGCUCAACCUCGCCACGCUAGCCGACAUCUAUCUGGGCACCGUAGAUACGUGGGACCACGCGGCCAUCCGCGACCUCAACCCAGAGCUGGCGUCCCUUCUGCCCAACAAGAACAUCACCGUGGUGCUGAGCACCAGCAUGCCCUCUGUUACCAGCAUCCUCAUUCAGACACUGAGCAGCGCGAGUCAGGCCUUCCGCGAUUCGAUGGUACGGACCCACGGAGAGAGGGUGCAUCGCGUCGGCGAGCUCACACCUUGCGGAACGUGGAGACAGGUGGACGCGAGCUUCCCCGUGGAGAGGACGGGUCGGGUGUUGUGGGCCGAUGACGUGGCGGCAGCGCUUGACGAGAACGCCUACACGCUGGGUGUAUGGCCGCAGCUGCCCAUCGUUGAGCGGCGCUACAUCGGGUUUGCCGACCUGAUCAACGCGCGUGGGGAGCGGGUGUCAGCCUCGGCCGAAAGUGUCGCGUCGGCCGUGAAGGACUACCGCGACCAGCCCUUCACCUCCGUUCUCAUCAACGGUUCGGCACCUCUGUGGCUCGCGCUCGGCCUCAUGGCCCUUAACUCACGAGACAGAUGA
Molecule: messenger RNA, 1626 nt
Organism: Acanthamoeba castellanii str. Neff
Lineage: Eukaryota; Discosea; Longamoebia; Acanthamoebidae
Product: serine/threonine protein kinase, putative
Exons: 8
Coding region: 1-1626 (541 amino acids)
Source: RefSeq, a predicted model, not a curated record